ACCAAGACAGGACUCGAGGUUCCUCUUCUCGGCAACAGUAAUACUUCUCCUCUUCUUCUCUUCCUCCCAUCGCCUCUUCCCCAUAUCUUGCACCAUUCUUUCUUUCCACACAAUUCGAGCAAUAGGGCUCCGAUUCCCUAUCAGAGCCAUGGCGUCCCUCGCAUUUCCUACUCGCGAACUGUACUAUGACGGCAAGACCCAGCCUGCCUCCUCAGGCAAAACCUUCCAAUCCAUUAAUCCCUCCAACGCAACUCCCUUAGCUGAGAUCCAGGUUGCUUCGCAUUCCGAUGUAGACGCGGCUAUCACUGCCGCCGACCGGGCUUUUCCCUCGUGGUCUCAAACCCCACCCAUUGCGCGUGCCCGCAUCCUUCAGAGAGCCGCCGCCCUGCUCCGCGAGCGCAACGACGAUAUUGCUCGCGUCGAAACGCUCGACUCGGGCAAGGCCUAUACUGAGACAAGUACUGUGGACGUUGUCACCGGAGCCGAUGUCGUUGAAUAUUAUGCGAACCUGGUCGGCGGUGGUGGGCUAAAUGGAGAGACCACGCAGUUGAGAGAAGACGCCUGGGUGUACACCAAAAAGGCUCCGCUGGGUGUCUGCGUGGGAAUUGGGGCUUGGAACUAUCCCAUACAGAUUGCGCUUUGGAAAUCUGCCCCCUGCCUGGCCGCAGGCAACACUAUGGUCUACAAGCCAAGUGAAUUUACCCCGCUGCACGCGCAGACGCUGGCCGAGAUCUAUACAGAAGCCGGUCUUCCAGCCGGUGUGUUCAACGUCGUUUACGGCGCAGGCGAUGUUGGGGCUUACUUAACUGCUCACCCGACAAUUGCCAAGGUCUCUUUCACAGGCCAAGUAGCCACGGGCAUGAAAGUGGCCGGUUCAGCCGCUGGCAACAUGAAAUAUGUCACCAUGGAGUUGGGUGGCAAGAGCCCACUCAUCAUUUUGCCGGACGCCGAGCUUGAGAACGCCGUAGAUGGGGCCAUGAUGGCUAACUUCUACAGCACGGGCCAGGUGUGCACCAAUGGUACUCGAGUCUUCGUCCCCGCUGGCAUGAAGACCGCGUUCGAAAAGCGCCUUUUGGAGAAGAUGCAGUACAUCCGUCCUGGGCCCUUGUUUGAUGAGUCGACCAACUUCGGCCCCUUGAGCUCUGCCGUACAUCUAGAGAAGGUUAUUUCCUACAUUCGCCAUGGCAUUGAGACAGACAAAGCUACCCUGCUCUAUGGCGGAUUGGGCAAGCCAAAUGUUCCGACUGACUUGGGAUCCGGCUUCUGGGUGCGCCCGACGGUAUUCACAGACUGCACGGAUGAUAUGCGUAUUGUUCAAGAGGAAAUAUUUGGCCCCGUGAUGUCUAUCUUAUUCUACGAAACGGUGGAAGAAGCGGUCAGACGAGCGAAUACCACCGAACUCGGUCUGGCUGCGGGAGUCUUCACCAAGGAUCUGAACCUGGCCCACCGCAUUAUCGACCAGCUGCAGGCGGGCAUUACCUGGAUCAAUAGCUGGGGUGAGAGCCCUGCUGAGAUGGCCGUCGGUGGUUGGAAGAAGAGCGGGGUGGGUGUUGAGAACGGACGCAAGGGUAUCGAGGCGUGGGUCAAAAAUAAGAGCACCCUUGUUGAUAUGAAUGGAGCGGUGGCGACCGUCUUCGCGAAGCUGUAAUUAUGACAUUAAUUUGGAAUGUUAUAUAGAAUACCCUCUC
This is a messenger RNA of Aspergillus homomorphus CBS 101889, 1688 nucleotides long. Its product is annotated as aldehyde dehydrogenase. The record is from RefSeq and is a predicted model, not a curated record. The coding region runs from base 149 to 1648 and encodes 499 amino acids. Lineage: Eukaryota; Fungi; Ascomycota; Eurotiomycetes; Eurotiales; Aspergillaceae. The transcript is spliced from 2 exons. Gene Ontology annotation, molecular function: aldehyde dehydrogenase (NAD+) activity.